Daldinia decipiens is the source of this 1449-nucleotide messenger RNA. RefSeq names its product major facilitator superfamily domain-containing protein. The coding region runs from base 1 to 1449 and encodes 482 amino acids. The transcript has 8 exons. Gene Ontology annotation, molecular function: transmembrane transporter activity. NCBI's taxonomy places the organism in Eukaryota, Fungi, Ascomycota, Sordariomycetes, Xylariales, Hypoxylaceae. Gene Ontology annotation, biological process: transmembrane transport. The record is from RefSeq and is a predicted model, not a curated record.
AUGGCCGAAGACGACUCGAACGCCGGAGCCCAAAGUUCCCAGACAGGCUCAAGUCAAUUAACCUCAUGGCGCCUCGUAACCGUUAUAGGUAGCCUGUGCCUUGGGGUAUUUUUAUUUGGGCUCGACGUCAACAUUGUCGCCGUUGCCAUUCCUCGCAUCACGACCCAGUUUCGAUCGUUACCGGACCCUUUAUUUGGAAAUCUCUACAAAUUCUUCAAUGCUAAAGUGGUAUAUGUAACGUCGCUGGUUAUUUUCGAAGUGGGCUCUGCUAUCUGCGCCGCCGCUCCAACGUCCGCUGUGCUCAUUUUCGGACAAGCAUGGUUUGGCCUAGGAGGCGCGGGUCUGCUUCAAGGAGCUCUUGCUAUCAUUAGCCACACUGUUACCAUUGACAAAGUGCCUCUGUAUCAAGGUAUUGUGGUCGGCUCUAUGGCUGUGGCUGUCUGCUGCGGGCCGGUAAUAGGUGGUGCUCUAACACAAUAUGUGAACUGGCGUAUUAACCUCCCGGCCGGUGCGUGUGUUAUUAUCAUCGUAUUACUGUUUGUGCACCUCGGUCAGGUAUCGAAAGAAGCUAACCAAGCUCUACCGGUACGUGAGAAGCUUCGACACAUGGACGCGUCGGGGCUUAUCCUUUUCCUCGGUGCAAUAACAUGCAUCUUACUCGCACUGACCUGGGGUGGGGGUGCAUAUCCUUGGAGUGACCAGAGGAUCAUUGGCCUCUUCGUCGGUUUUGGGGUCUUGAUGCUCUGCUUCUGUUACUGGCUCGUGAGACAAGGGGAUCAUGCCCUCAUUCCAAUUCGAUAUGGGUACUAUCUCCCGAUUCUAUUCCAAUCCGCACAGGGAGCGUCCACCACCGAAAGUGGACUCAGAUACAUUGCACUUGUUGGCCCCCAGAUAGUUGCUUUGAUUAUUACUGGGGGAAUAGUGUCCAAAUGGGGGUACUAUGUACCUUACAUGAUAGCCGGAGGCGUGGUUUGUAGUGUUGGAGCUGGUCUCCUUACGACCGUUAAUCUCUCUACCUCUACUGCGAAAUGGGCUACGUACUUGGUGUUAACUGGGAUCGGCCUUGGUAUGGCGGGUCAAUUGCCAUAUACAGCAGUACCCGACGAUGUAGCAACAGGAAAUGGUACGUCGACUUCAGCCUCUAUGGCACUCUUGAUCGAUGGACUCAACGUUGCUGUACCACGGUACACUAACGCUGUGACCCCGGCCGCAGUGAUUGAAGCCGGUGCAACAGGGCUACAAAUUGUAGCUACUUCUCCUACGGUGCUUGAAGCUCUACGCGCCGCAUACGUCGAAGCAGUGCGUCGUACAAUUAUUUUGGGGCUUGCAGGCAUUUGUAUGGUUGUCCCUGUCUCUUGUGCUAUGGAAUGGAUUAAUAUCAAGCAUUGCGGAAAAAAGGCUUCACACCCUGGAAUCCAAAGAGUUAUCUACUGGAAGCGGAGAUGUUGA